This is a messenger RNA of Dromaius novaehollandiae (emu), 1138 nucleotides long. It is a transcript of the gene BCAS4, whose product is annotated as breast carcinoma amplified sequence 4. Lineage: Eukaryota; Metazoa; Chordata; Aves; Casuariiformes; Dromaiidae. Gene Ontology annotation, cellular component: BLOC-1 complex. The transcript has 9 exons. Bases 1 to 684 code for a protein of 227 amino acids. The record is from RefSeq and is a predicted model, not a curated record.
AUGAGCUCAGCCGGGGACCGGCGGCGAGCUGCCGCGGAGGGGAUGCUGCGGGCGGCGGAGAGCGGGGCUGGGGGCCCGCGGCCCGGGGAGGAGGAUAAUCAACAGUGGAUAGAAGAGAGCGUUAAAGUGCCAGCUGGAAGUGGUGCUGUUGUCAAUAGGAGGAAGUGGAGUCCUCAUAACGUGAAAGAAGUAGAAGAAACUGUCGAAGAGCUGUUGGCGCGGCUGGAGGAGUUCUGCGGCAUCACCGACCAGAUUAGAAGUGAUACAUCCCAGAUCCUGGAUGAGACCAUUCCACUAAUUAAAGACAAGGUGAUGGAAAUGAACCACAUCUAUGCCAAAGUUGAUAAAUUGGAGGCGUUUGUAAAGAUGGUUGCACACCAUGUUUCCUCCCUAGAAGAGCAAGUGCUUGAAGCAGAGAAGACUCAUGGCACCUUUCUUAAUACCGUUUGCAAAUUAUUUCCAUGUACAACUAUCCCUUCUUUUAAAAACAGACAUCAUCUAUCAGCAGAACACUCCUAUGACCUGCCUAAACUCUACAGAACCGAAGACUUUUUUCCUAUGAACUAUAGGAAGACACCUGAUACCUCUUUAACGCCUAUCAUCCAUGGAUGGAAAUUCAGUUUUGGACAGAUUGGAAACACAAGACAACUUCAGCAUCAUGAAGUCAGGAACAACCAAAUCUAAAGUUUAUAAAAGCAACAUUUGAUUUUUUGGAGUUUACUGUCUAGCUUCAACCUGGUGACUCUUGCACUAAGAGCUCCAAUGUUCCACCACAGAGGAAGGACUUCAGUGGAAGACGACCAGGGAUCCAAGUGAGAGGAAUCAAUAAGGCUGAUCUUUCUUACUUUCCAUUCAUUUUCUUAAAGGUUAAAAAAAUAUCUUCUGCAGUCCAGCAGACAGGGAUCUCCUAACUCAUUCACACACUUCUCAUUCUUGCUAGAUUUCUGGAAUUUUCCACUGGUGCCAGAAGCUCCAUCUGGUGGGUGUGUAUACUAACUGCAUAACUGUAAGGGAAUUAACUAUUUCCUUAUCAACUUUUGUUAAGCAGUGUAAGUUUUAUACACUAUAUAGUUCUUAUGCCCUAAUAUCAAACACAAUGCCAAACAUGGCCAAAUUUUGAUUGCUCUGGGAACCAUAA